AUGGCAGAUAAUGAUCUCGCGUUCAACGUGUCUCAUUCAAAAUCGUUCCAGGCGUUUGUGGACGCGGCCGUCAACUUCGCGAAGCCAUACACUCUUCCCACACCCUACCGAGGCUCGGGCCCGCUGCUUGCCAAACUCAGGGCUGAUACGGAAGCCCUCGUUCAGCCGCUCAAGGACUCUUGGAACAUGAGCGGGUGCUCCCUCUCGGUGGACGGGUGGACGUGCAUCAAGUCACGAGGCAUGGUGUGCGUCAUCGCGCUUAACGACACGGCACCCGUCAUUGUUGAGGUCGUGGACUCUAAGACUGCAAAAAAGACUGGAGCGUACCUGGCGGGACUUAUUGGCGAUGCGAUCCGCUCUGUGGGAGGCCAUCACGUCGUCCAAGUCGUGAUGGACAACGCGUCCAACAACAAGCGUGCGGCCGAGUUGCUGAAACCCGAAGUUCCCCAUGUGUUCUUCACGAAUUGCGCCGCGCAUGUGUUGGACCUCAUGUUGCACGACUUCGGGAAGGUUCGGGCGGUGAGACGCGUUCUAGCCCAAGUACACCGCGUGGUUAUGAUGGUGAAGGGCAGCGCCUCCGCGGUUGUGCUUUUCCGCACACUCUUCACGAAGUUGUCGUUGGUCCGGCCCGGUGCAACGCGUUUUGGGACCCAAGUGAUCAUGGUCGGCCGCUUCUUGGAAGUGAAGAGGGCGCUUAAGGCGAUGGUGAUUAGCGAGGAGUGGGAGCAGGUGGCGGUGGCACGGUCGAAAGAGGGGCAAGCGGUCCGCACGCUCCUACUUGAUGAUGUGUUUUGGGAGCUCGUUGUCGCAGUCCAGCGCCUCAUGACUCCGGUCUAUGAGGUGCUUCGGGCUGUUGACAAACGCUCUCUACUCAUGGGGCAGAUAUAUGGCCUCAUGUUAGAGGCCACUGUCAAAACGAACGAGGCUGCAGAGGCGGCAGCGGGACUAUUCGUCAAGCGCACCGGCCUUCUCGCGACAAAGGACAGGCCGUCCUUCUUGGCAACCAUCAAGGCAAUCGUGGCCAAGAGAUGGGACGGCCAGCUACACAACCCGUUGCAUGCUUUGGGGUGGCUCCUCAACCCCCGAAACCAGUAUCAGAAUGCGGUGCGAAACGACAAAGAGGUGAUGGCAGGGGCGGAUGCGGUCAUCCAAGCCCGUGGUGGGGACGUGGCUAAGCGCGCAUUGCUGUGCGCUCAGCUGGCCCAGUUCCACAAAGGAGAGGGGCGGCUUGGAUCACACGACGCUCGUUGGGCGGCCUCGACGUUGGUGGAGGGUGGGCGCUUGACGGAUGCCGAAUGGUGGUGGAUGUAUGGAGGGGAGGUCCAAGCGCUACAGGAGCUGGCUGUGAUGACCCUAUCACAGCCAGUCACCUCGUCUGAGGUGGAACGCUACUGGUCCGCCCUUGCUCGUGUGCAGAGGCGGGACCGGAACCGCCUGGCCGCCACAAAGAUGACUGACGUCACCUUUGUGGCGUUCACCAGGCGGGCACGUGAGGCUUUCGAUUGCAGGCAGGUUGUGCGUGAGAACCUGUAUCGUGACCUGAGCAAUGGCACACUCAAGGACGGCUGCCCCGUUCCCCCGGUCGCGCCAGAAGUUGAGGAAGAGGGGGCUGAAGUAGUGGAGGGAGAGGAGGAAGAGUGUACCACCACCAUUAACUGGGCGGAGUUCGGUAGCGUUGGGAAGAAGAGCAGGAAGAGGAAGGCGGGUCCGGGAGAGUCCUCCAAGAGGAAGAGGAAGGGGAAGGGGAAGGGGAAGGGCAAGGGCAAGGGCAAAGUUUCAGGCAGGGUUGUGAGGAAGGGAAAAGCUGCAGAGUGGGGGGAGGAGGAGGAGGAGGAGGAGGAGGAUGACGAGAAAGAGGAGGAGGAGGAGGAGGAGGAGGAGGAGGAGGAGGAGGAGGAGGAGGAGGAGGAGGAGGAGGAGGAGGAGGAGGGGGAGGAGGAGGAGGCGGAGGAGGAUGAGGAGGAGGAGGCUCUGGCGGUGGACAGCAGUGGGCGUGAGGAGGCGGCACCCGCCAAGAACCAAAGGGGCAUUGAUCCGUGGGAUAUCAGCGAUGGUGAUAGUGGGGAGGAGGAAGAGGAUGAGGAGGAUGACGAGGAGGAGGAAGAAGAGGAUCAUCACGAUGUGAGCAACAACAGCUUGUACGGGCGUGUCAACCGCAAUUUCAAGAACAUGGUGGCAGAUGAGGGUGCCCUCAUCAACUUGGCUCACAACUUCUUCUUCGGUGAUGCCGUGCUCUUUGCUGCCGGCUGCCAGGUCUGCCCCACCGAGAUCACCGAGCCCAACCAGCUGGAGAUGGGGGAUACCAGUUCCAGCGAAGGGGUUGGGAAGUGCAUUACUGGCGUUGGUCUCUUGAGAGAUUACUCAGUUGCUGGGGCAGGCAAGGGUGCAAGGGUGAGUCUGGCGGGCAACUGCCUGACGCUCAGCCCGGACGCGGAGUGCUCAGCCAACGCCACCCAGCGCAGCACGAGAGCCUGCCAGGCGUUCUGCAGCAUCACGGACAACGGCCCGUGUGACGGACAUGGGGAGUGCGUGCCGCCUGCCCCCGCCUCCCCCACCAACUUCACCUGCCUCUGUGACGCCGGCUACUCGACUCUUGACUCGGGCAACGGCUCUACCUGUGCCAUUGUCAACUCCACCACCACCACCACCAAUGUGUCCUCCCUGUCCACGGGCGCCAUAGUGGGCAUUGCUGUGGGCUGCUUUGCUGGCUUCGCUCUGCUGGCUGCUGUGGUUGCAUGGCUGCUCUGGCCCCGCGGACCAACCAUGGCGUCUCUCCACCACUCCCAUCUCGUUCGCCUGCUGGGCUUCUGCCUGGAUCAGAACGUGGAGACGGGCAAGCAGGAGCAGAUCCUGGUGUACGAGUUUGUGGGCAACCGCGACCUCGAGUACCACAUUUACAAAACAAAGAGUGAGUUUCUAUAG
Closterium sp. Naga37s-1 is the source of this 2922-nucleotide messenger RNA. Lineage: Eukaryota; Viridiplantae; Streptophyta; Zygnematophyceae; Desmidiales; Closteriaceae. The record is from the annotation of a GenBank genome assembly.